Molecule: messenger RNA, 444 nt
Organism: Dracunculus medinensis (Guinea worm)
Lineage: Eukaryota; Metazoa; Nematoda; Chromadorea; Rhabditida; Dracunculidae
Source: the annotation of a GenBank genome assembly
AUGAUUGAAUCCAUCUUCGCUCAAAUAUCAUCUGUAUUAAUAAUGUUAUCUUCUUCCCUGGUUAAUUUUGUUACCGAACCCUAUGAUGGUUGGCGUCAAGAGCCAGGAGGACUAAUUAAUACUUGGACUAGUACAAUCAGGAAAGAUUUUGAACGUAUAAGAGGACCAGCGAUAUAUGGACUUAGACGAUGGAAAAAGGAAUGGCUUCUAUUACUGUCGACGAUCGCAUCAGAUUGCGUAGCUUGGGAACUUAUCCUUAUCCUUGCUCCAGCUCUUUUAUACCUGGAUUAUUCCAUACGUUAUCCAGUCGAUACGUUAUUUAGUCCAUCGUCCAAUCCUGCCUUGGGAAAUAUGGGUGAUUAUGUAUGGCUUAAUCAGUUAGUUCAAGUGGAAUGGGCAUUUACUGGCAAUAAAUCUGUUAUUAAAAGGCAGAAAACGGGAUAG